This is a messenger RNA of Colius striatus (speckled mousebird), 13898 nucleotides long. RefSeq names its product neurofibromin 1 (gene NF1). The record is from RefSeq and is a predicted model, not a curated record. Gene Ontology annotation, biological process: regulation of GTPase activity. Lineage: Eukaryota; Metazoa; Chordata; Aves; Coliiformes; Coliidae. Bases 150 to 8651 code for a protein of 2833 amino acids. The transcript has 58 exons.
GGCGGGCCCUGCGCGCUGAUGGCUGCGGGCAGCUGAGGGCCCCGCGGCGCGCCAGGGAUUGCCCAGACCCUCCCCUCGCCCGGCGCCUCUGCUGCCGCGCUCCCCGCGGGGAUCCGCCCCGCUGCCCGGCCGGGCGGGCGGGGGGGGACAUGGCGGCCCACAAGCCGGUGGAGUGGGUGCAGGCCGUGGUGAACCGCUUCGAUGAGCAGCUUCCAAUAAAGGCUGGCCAGCAGAAUACCCACACCAAAGUCAGUACGGAACACAACAAGGAGUGUCUCAUCAACAUUUCCAAGUACAAGUUUUCCCUGGUCAUCAGUGGUCUCACUAAUAUCCUAAAAAAUGUCAAUAACAUGAGAAUAUUUGGAGAAACUGCUGAAAAGAAUUUAUAUCUAUCUCAGCUGAUUAUCUUGGAUACACUGGAAAAAUGCCUGGCAGGGCAACCAAAGGAUACCAUGCGACUCGAUGAGACUAUGCUGGUGAAACAGUUGCUGCCAGAGAUCUGCCACUUCAUCCACACCUACCGUGAAGGGAACCAGCAUGCGGCUGAGCUGCGGAAUUCUGCCUCUGGGGUUCUUUUUUCUCUGAGCUGCAAUAACUUCAACGCUGUCUUCAGCCGCAUUUCCACCAGAUUACAGGAGCUGACAGUUUGUUCAGAAGAUAAUGCUGAUGUUCAUGAUAUUGAACUUUUACAGUACAUCAGUGUGGAUUGUUCAAAACUAAAGCGGCUCUUGCAAGAGACUGUGUUCAAGUUUAAAGCCCUUAAGAAAGUAGCUCAGUUAGCUGUUAUCAACAGCCUUGAAAAGGCAUUUUGGAACUGGGUGGAAAACUAUCCCGAUGAAUUCACAAAGCUGUAUCAAACACCACAGACUGAUAUGGCUGAUUGUGCAGAGAAGUUGUUUGACUUGGUGGAUGGCUUUGCUGAAAGCACAAAACGUAAAGCAGCAGUUUGGCCCCUGCAAAUCAUCCUCCUGGUCCUGUGUCCAGAGAUAAUCCAAGACAUAGCAAAGGAUGUGGUAGAAGAAACUAAAAUGAACAAGAAACUGUUCCUGGACAAUCUCAGGAAGGCACUUGCUGUCCACAGUGGGAGCAGACAGCUGACUGAAAGUGCUGCUAUUGCUUGUGUUAAACUGUGCAAAGCAUCUACCUACAUCAACUGGGAAGAUAACUCCGUCAUUUUCCUUCUAGUGCAGUCCAUGGUGGUAGAUCUGAAGAAUUUGCUGUUCAAUCCAAGCAAACCCUUUUCAAGAGGCAAUCAAAACGCAGAUGUGGACCUUAUGAUUGACUGCUUAGUAUCCUGCUUCCGCAUAAACCCUCACAAUAACCAACACUUCAAGAUCUGCUUGGCACAGAAUUCCCCAUCAACGUUUCAUUACGUUCUGGUCAAUUCGCUUCACCGAAUAAUCACAAAUUCUGCACUGGACUGGUGGCCCAAGAUCGAUGCGGUGUACUGCCAUUCCAUGGAGCUGCGCAGCAUGUUCAGCGAGACCCUUCACAAGGCGAUCCAGGGCUGUGGCGCACACCCGGCCAUCCGCAUGACGCCGAGUCUUACAUUUAAGGAGAAAAUGACAAGCCUUAAAUUUAAAGAAAAACCUACUGAUUUGGAAACCAGAAGCUACAAGUUCUUGCUCUUAUCCUUGGUAAAACUGAUCCAUGCUGAUCCAAAGCUUUUGCUCUGUAAUCCAAGGAAGCAAGGGCCUGAGACACAGGGUAGCACGGCUGAACUGAUUACAGGCCUUGUACAACUGGUUCCCCAGUCCAGCAUGCCAGAUAUAGCACAAGAAGCCAUGGAGGCCUUGCUAGUUCUUCACCAGUUAGACAGCAUUGACUUGUGGAAUCCUGAUGCACCUAUAGAGACAUUCUGGGAAAUUAGUUCACAAAUGCUUUUCUAUAUCUGCAAGAAGCUAACCAGCCAGCAGAUGCUCAGCAGCACAGAAAUCCUCAAGUGGCUCCGAGAGAUUCUCAUCUGUAGGAAUAAAUUUCUUCUAAAAAACAAACAAUCAGAUCGGAGCUCCUGCCAGUUUCUCUUCCUUUAUGAUGGCUCUGGGGGUGGAACCAGUCAAAUUUCUCUGGACCAUGAGGAGAUGAUACGCUGUGCUCCAGGACCUGCGCUCAGGAAAGGGAAAGGGAAUUCUUCCAUGGAAAGCACAGCAGGAUGCAGCGGGACACCCAUCUGUCGCCAGGCCCAGACCAAGCUGGAAGUCGCCUUGUACAUGUUUCUGUGGAGCCCAGAUAUUGAGGCAGUGCUCGUGGCAAUGUCCUGUUUCCGUCACCUCUGUGAGGAAGCAGAUAUCAGAUGUGGAGUAGAUGAAGUCUCUGUGCAUAAUUUUCUGCCAAACUACAAUACUUUCAUGGAGUUCGCAUCUGUGAGCAAUAUGAUGUCAACAGGGAGAGCAGCUCUUCAGAAACGAGUGAUGGCGUUGUUAAGACGCAUUGAGCAUCCGACUGCAGGCAACACAGAGGCCUGGGAGGAUACACAUGCAAAAUGGGAACAAGCCACAAAGCUGAUUCUUAACUACCCAAAGACCAAAAUGGAGGAUGGGCAGGUGGCUGAAAGUCUUCACAAGACAAUUGUGAAGAGACGGAUGUCGCACGUCAGCGGGGGAGGCUCCAUAGACCUGUCUGACACGGAUUCUCUUCAGGAGUGGAUCAACAUGACGGGGUUCCUGUGCGCCCUCGGGGGCGUGUGCCUGCAGCAUCGCAGCAACGCGGGCUUGGCAACCUACAGUCCCCCCAUGGGCCCUGUCAACGAGCGCAAGGGCUCCAUGAUCUCCAUGGUGUCCACGGAGGGCAACGCAGAGACUCCCGUUAGCAAGUUCAUCGAUCGGUUGUUAACGCUCAUGGUCUGUAACCACGAGAAAGUGGGGCUGCAGAUACGGACCAACAUUAAAGAUCUUGUGGGUUUGGAGCUGAGUCCAGCACUUUACCCAAUGCUGUUUAACAAACUGAAGAACACCAUCAGCAAGUUCUUUGAUUCUCAAGGGCAGGUUUUGUUAACGGAGACCAACACACAAUUUGUAGAACAAACCAUUGCUAUAAUGAAGAAUUUGCUUGACAAUCAUACAGAAGGGAGCUCAGAACACCUUGGACAAGCUAGUAUUGAGACAAUGAUGCUGAAUCUUGUUAGGUAUGUGCGUGUGCUGGGAAAUUUGGUGCACGCCAUUCAAAUAAAAACUAAGCUCUGUCAGUUAGUAGAAGUAAUGAUGGAAAGGAGAGAUGACCUGUCAUUUUGCCAAGAAAUGAAAUUUAGGAACAAAAUGGUGGAAUAUUUGACAGACUGGGUUAUGGGAACAUCUAACCAAGCAACGGAUGAGGAUGUGAAAUGCUUGACAAGAGAUUUGGACCAAGCGAGUAUGGAAGCAGUGGUGUCUCUGCUCGCUGGACUUCCACUGCAGCCUGAAGAAGGAGAUGGUGUGGAGCUGAUGGAAGCGAAGUCUCAGUUGUUUCUUAAAUAUUUCACACUGUUUAUGAACCUCCUGAAUGACUGCAGUGAAGUUGAAGAUGAAAGCACGCAGACAGGCGGCAGGAAACGCGGGAUGUCGCGCCGACUGGCUUCGCUGCGGCACUGCACCGUCCUCGCCAUGUCCAACUUACUCAACGCCAACGUGGACAGUGGUCUUAUGCACUCAAUAGGCUUGGGCUAUCAUAAAGACCUGCAAACAAGAGCCACGUUUAUGGAAGUCCUCACCAAAAUUCUGCAGCAGGGAACAGAAUUUGAUACGUUAGCAGAAACAGUGCUAGCAGAUCGGUUUGAGAGAUUGGUGGAGUUGGUUACAAUGAUGGGUGAUCAGGGGGAGCUUCCUAUUGCUAUGGCUUUAGCCAAUGUGGUGCCUUGUUCUCAGUGGGAUGAGCUAGCUCGUGUCCUGGUCACGCUCUUUGAUUCUCGGCACUUGCUCUAUCAGCUGCUCUGGAACAUGUUUUCCAAGGAAGUGGAACUGGCAGAUUCCAUGCAGACACUCUUCCGAGGAAACAGCCUGGCCAGUAAAAUAAUGACGUUCUGUUUUAAGGUAUAUGGUGCUACAUAUUUGCAGAAGCUUUUGGAGCCUUUGUUAAGGACUGUGAUCACAUCCCCUGAAUGGCAGCAUGUUAGCUUUGAGGUGGAUCCAACAAGGCUGGAGCCUACAGAAAGCCUCGAGGAGAACCAGCGGAGUCUCUUGCAAAUGACAGAAAAGUUUUUUCAUGCAAUCAUUAAUUCUUCCUCGGAGUUCCCACCCCAGCUGCGCAGUGUGUGCCAUUGCUUGUACCAGGCAACUUGUCACUCUCUACUGAAUAAAGCUACCGUAAAAGAAAAAAAGGAAAACAAAAAAUCAGUGGUCAGCCAGCGCUUUCCUCAGAACAGCAUCGGAGCCGUGGGCAGCGCCAUGUUCCUGCGCUUCAUCAACCCUGCCAUCGUGUCCCCUUACGAGGCAGGCAUCUUGGACAAAAAGCCUCCACCUAGAAUUGAGAGGGGAUUGAAGCUCAUGUCAAAGAUACUUCAGAGUAUUGCCAACCAUGUCCUGUUUACAAAAGAAGAACAUAUGAGGCCUUUUAAUGAUUUUGUAAAAAGCAAUUUUGAUGCAGCACGAAGGUUCUUCCUUGAUAUUGCUUCUGACUGCCCAGCCAGUGACACUGUCAAUCACAGCCUGUCUUUCAUCAGUGACGGCAACGUGCUUGCUUUGCACCGCUUGCUGUGGAACAAUCAGGAGAAGAUUGGCCAGUACCUUUCCAGCAACAGGGACCACAAGGCUGUUGGCAGACGACCUUUUGACAAGAUGGCUACUCUUCUUGCCUAUCUGGGUCCUCCUGAGCACAAACCUGUGGCAGACACCCACUGGUCGAGUUUAAACCUCACAAGUUCCAAAUUUGAAGAGUUUAUGACAAGACAUCAGGUACAUGAAAAGGAGGAGUUCAAAGCACUAAAAACAUUAAAUAUUUUCUACCAGGCCGGGACAUCCAAAGCUGGGAAUCCCGUGUUCUACUACAUUGCUCGGCGGUUCAAGACCGGUCAGAUCAAUGGAGAUCUGUUGAUAUACCACGUGCUGCUGACUCUGAAGCCAUACUAUGCAAAGCCAUACGAGAUCGUAGUGGACCUCACACACGCUGGCCCCAGCAAUCGCUUUAAAACAGACUUUCUUUCAAAAUGGUUUGUAGUUUUUCCAGGCUUUGCUUAUGAAAAUGUCUCAGCAGUUUUUAUUUAUAACUGUAACUCUUGGGUCAGAGAAUACACCAAAUACCAUGAAAGGCUCUUGACAGGUCUGAAAGGAAGCAAAAGGCUUAUUUUCAUAGACUCUCCAGGGAAACUGGCAGAGCACAUCGAACACGACCAGCAGAAGCUCCCAGCAGCUACCUUGGCUUUGGAGGAGGACUUGAAAGUAUUUCACAAUGCUCUCAAACUGGCUCAUAAAGACACCAAAGUUUCUAUUAAAGUUGGAUCAACAGCUGUGCAGGUGACAUCAGCAGAACGAACCAGGGUCCUGGGACAAACAGUGUUUUUAAAUGACAUAUACUAUGCCUCUGAAAUUGAGGAGAUCUGUCUUGUUGACGAGAACCAGUUUACCUUAACCAUUGCCAACCAAGGCACGCCGCUCACGUUCAUGCACCAGGAGUGUGAAGCCAUCGUCAGGUCCAUCAUUCACAUCCGCACACGGUGGGAGCUGUCGCAGCCCGACUCCAUCCCCCAGCACACCAAGAUCCGGCCCAAGGACGUCCCUGGCACGCUCCUGAACAUCGCUCUGCUCAACCUGGGCAGCUCAGACCCCAGCUUGCGGUCUGCUGCCUAUAAUCUUCUAUGUGCCUUAACCUGUACCUUUAAUUUAAAGAUUGAGGGCCAGUUACUGGAAACUUCAGGUCUGUGUAUUCCUGCCAACAACACGCUGUUUAUUGUAUCUAUUAGUAAGACUCUUGCAGCUAACGAGCCACACCUUACCUUAGAGUUCCUGGAAGAGUGUAUUUCUGGAUUUAGCAAAUCUAGUAUUGAACUGAAGCAUCUUUGCCUGGAGUAUAUGACUCCCUGGCUGUCCAACCUGGUGCGGUUCUGUAAACACAACGACGACGCGAAGCGCCAGCGGGUCACUGCUAUUCUGGAUAAGCUUAUAACCAUGACAAUAAACGAGAAGCAGAUGUAUCCUUCCAUUCAGGCUAAGAUAUGGGGAAGCCUUGGACAGAUAACAGAUCUGCUGGAUGUAGUGCUGGACAGUUUCAUCAAAACCAGUGCCACAGGGGGCUUAGGAUCCAUAAAAGCUGAGGUUAUGGCAGACACAGCUGUAGCACUUGCUUCUGGAAAUGUGAAAUUGGUUUCAAGCAAAGUGAUAGGAAGGAUGUGUAAAAUAAUCGACAAGACUUGUCUGUCUCCAACUCCUACGCUGGAGCAGCACCUGAUGUGGGAUGACAUUGCUAUUCUAGCACGUUACAUGCUGAUGCUCUCCUUCAACAAUUCUCUAGAUGUGGCAGCACACCUCCCCUACCUCUUCCAUGUAGUGACUUUAUUGGUGGCCACUGGUCCACUUUCUCUCAGAGCUUCCACUCACGGUCUCGUCAUCAACAUCAUUCAUUCUCUUUGCACUUGUUCACAGCUUCACUUUAGUGAGGAGACCAAGCAAGUUUUAAGGCUGAGCUUGACUGAGUUCUCUCUGCCCAAGUUCUAUUUGCUGUUUGGCAUCAGCAAAGUGAAGUCGGCCGCGGUCAUCGCGUUCCGCUCCAGCUACCGGGACAGGUCCUUCUCACCUGGCUCCUACGAAAGGGAGACUUUUGCACUGACUUCCUUGGAAACUGUUACUGAAGCUUUGUUGGAGAUCAUGGAGGCUUGUAUGAGGGAUAUUCCAACGUGCAAGUGGCUGGACCAGUGGACUGAACUAGCUCAAAAGUUUGCAUUCCAAUACAACCCAUCUCUGCAGCCAAGAGCACUGGUUGUCUUUGGCUGUAUAAGUAAACGUGUGUCUCAUGGGCAAAUAAAACAAAUCAUCCGAAUUCUUAGCAAGGGACUGGAGAGCUGUUUAAAAGGCCCCGAUAAUUACAACAGCCAAGUUCUGAUCGAAGCUACAGUGAUAGCACUCACCAAGCUGCAGCCUCUUCUCAAUAAGGACUCUCCUAUGCACAAGGCCCUGUUUUGGGUAGCUAUGGCCGUAUUGCAGCUGGAUGAGGUGAACUUGUACUCGGCAGGUACAGCACUGCUUGAGCAGAAUCUGCACACCUUGGAUAGCCUCCGAGUGUUCAAUGACAAGAGCCCGGAAGAGGUGUUCAUGGAGAUCAGGAGGCCACUUGAAUGGCACUGCAAGCAGAUGGAUCAUUUUGUUGGGCUAAAUUUCAACUCCAACUUCAACUUUGCACUAGUGGGACACCUUCUGAAAGGGUACAGGCAUCCUUCUCCCACCACUGUAGCAAGAACAGUAAGGAUCUUACAUACACUACUAGCUCUGGUUAACAAACACAGGAACUGUGACAAGUUUGAGGUGAACACCCAGAGUGUGGCUUACCUGGCAGCUUUGCUGACAGUAUCUGAGGAAGUUCGGAGUCGCUGCAGCCUGAAGCACAGGAAAUCUCUCUUGCUGACAGAUGUGUCCAUGGAGAAUGUUCCUAUGGAUACAUAUCCCAUCCAUCACAGCGACACUAGCUAUAGGACACUAAAGGAAAGCCAACCAUGGCCAUCACCCAAGGGGUCAGACAGACACCUGACUGCCAGUUACCCGACAGUGGGACAGAUAAGCCCGCGGACACGAAAGUCCAUGAGUUUGGAUAUGGGGCAGCCUUCACAAGCCAACACUAAAAAGCUUCUAGGUACAAGGAAAAGUUUUGACCAUUUGAUAUCGGACACAAAGGCUCCUAAAAGGCAAGACAUGGAAUCUGGAAUCACAACGCCUCCCAAAAUGAGGAGAGUAGCCGAGAAUGAUUAUGAAAUGGAAACCCAGAGAAUAUCACCGCAGCAGCACCCACACCUUCGGAAAGUGUCUGUUUCUGAGUCAAACGUCCUCCUGGAUGAAGAAGUUCUGACUGACCCAAAAAUUCAAGCACUGCUGCUUACAGUUCUUGCAACGUUAGUGAAGUACACUACUGAUGAGUUUGACCAGCGGAUUCUGUACGAGUAUUUAGCAGAAGCCAGUGUUGUGUUUCCAAAGGUCUUUCCUGUUGUGCAUAAUUUAUUGGAUUCCAAGAUCAACACCCUUCUGUCGCUGUGCCAGGACCCAAAUUUGCUGAAUCCAAUCCAUGGGAUUGUUCAGAGCGUUGUCUACCACGAGGAGUCUCCUCCCCAGUACCAAACCUCCUACCUACAGAGUUUUGGAUUUAAUGGGCUGUGGAGGUUUGCUGGCCCGUUUUCUAAGCAAACGCAAAUCCCAGACUAUGCUGAGCUCAUAGUGAAGUUCCUUGAUGCCUUGAUCGACACAUAUUUGCCUGGAAUCGAUGAGGAAACCAGUGAAGAGUCUCUCCUGACACCCACAUCUCCAUAUCCUCCUGCAGUGCAGAGCCAGCUUAGCAUCACUGCUAACCUCAACCUGUCCAAUUCCAUGACCUCGCUUGCAACUUCCCAGCACUCCCCAGGGAUCGACAAGGAGAACGUGGAGCUCUCGCCCACGGCCGGCCACGCCAACAGCGGCAGGAUGCGCCACGGCUCCGCCAGCCAGGUGCAGAAGCAGCGCAGCGCCGGCAGCUUCAAACGCCACAGCAUCAAAAAGAUCGUGUGAUUGUUCCUGGUUCGUCCUGUUGUGCUGCGUCGGGGAGCCGCCGCCCGCGGGCCGCUCGCCCUCCACCGAUUGUGAUGCUGCACUUCAUUUCUCAAGCCCCCGUCCCGUCAGCGUCUCGCCAGACGAUCAGCUCCCGAGACAUUGCCCGAGCUUUACCGCCUCCGUUUCUCUCGUGUGUUUCCGACGUAAGCCGCCGUUUCGGGACCGCUCGUGCGGUGCCCCAGGGACCCGUUGCUGAAGGAGGUGCUGAGUUCUGUAACGCUGCACGGCCGGAUCUCGUCCGACCCCAAAAGCCAUCUCCCAUAGACAGCUCGCGCGUCUCGUGCCCGCCCUGUUUGUUUCUGCUCUAAAGGAAAGCGUUAAUCCUUACCCCUGUUUGCACACUUUGCAAGGUAGUGGCUUUAGGAGUUAUGGGGAGGUUCCUGUAAUCCUGGGUUUAAUUCAGACCUGUAAGAUUUUUAGCUGUGGACUUUUUUUUACCAUCCUGCAGAGUCGUAGGCCGGGUGCGGUGGGAUGAGCUUGACCAGAAUGGCUGAUUAGGCUGAAUUUUUAGCAAUUAGCAAUAAAUACGAGAGGACAAAGGAGGCUGCAGAGUCUCCCAUUCCCUGUUCCCCAGCCCAUGGCUUCACACACUUGGACUGUCUAUGGACCAGACUGGACAAACUGGCUUUUUUUUCCAAAGCAAAUGUUUUGUUUGUUUGCUGUACUUUAACUGCACUAAAAAGGUUGGGUAGUGGAAAGGAAAUGGAGAACUGACUAUUCCACUGUCACUGUAGAUGCUGAAGAUGUAUCACUUCUUUCUUCCGUUGAGCACGUAGGUCAGUGACAGGCACCUCCCCAGCUCCUGGCAGGAUCCCCCGGGGGUGUGGACGGGAGAAGUGAAUGAAUUUGCUGGCUGAUGUGAUUGCAGAGCCUCUCUCCAUCAUUUUUGAACAACCAUGGAGCACAGGCGAGGUGUCUGAGGACUGGAGACAGGCCAAUGUCACUGCAGGCUGCAAAAAGGGCAAGAAGGAUGACCCAGGAAACUCCAGGCCAGUCAGCCUCACCUCCAUCCCUGGAAAGGUGAUGGAACAGCUCAUCCUGAAUGUCAUCACUGAACAUGUGAAGGAUAAGAUGGUUAUCAGGGGGAGGCAACAUGGCUUCACCAAGGGGAAAUGCUGUUUGCCCAACCUGAUGCCUUCUAUGAGUGCAGAACCAGCUGGGAGGAUGAGGGGAGAGCAGUGGAUGUCAUCUACCUUGACUUCAGCAAGGCUUUGGACACUGUCUCCCACAACAUCCUCAUCAGAAAGCUCAGACAGUGUGGCUGGGAUGAGUGGACAGUGAGGUGGAUGGAGAGCUGCUGAAUGACAGAGCCCAGAGGGUGGGGAUCAAUGGCACAGAGUCAAGUUGGAGGCCUGUGGCCAGUCAAGUUCCACAGGGAUGGGUUCUGGGGCCAGUCUUGUUCAACGUUUUCAUCAACCACCUGGAUGAGGGGACAGAGGGACCCUCAGCAAGUUCCCUGCUGGCACCAAACUGGGAGCACUGGCUGAUUCCCCAGAGGCUGAGCUGCCAUUCAGCAAGAUCUCGACUGGCUGGAGAGUUGGGCAGAGAGGAACCUCCUGAGGUUCAACAAGGACAAGGGCAGAGUGCUGCAGCUGGGAAGGAACAACCUGCACCAGCACAGGCUGGGGGUCAAACUGCUGAAGAGCAGCUCUGCAGAGAGAGACCUGGGAGUCCUGAUUGAUAAUGAGCUAAAUAUGAGCAGCAACGUGCCCUCGUGGGCAAGAAGCCAAUGGCAGCCUGGCGGCAUCAAGAAGAGUGUGGCCAGCAGGUCGAGGGAGGUUCUUCUCCCUCUGUACUCUGCCCUGCUGAGGCCUCAUCUGGAGUCCCGUGUCCAGUUCUGGGCUCCUCAGCUCAAGAGGGACAGGAAAGUGCUGGAGAGAGGCCAGUGCAGGGCCACCAAGAUGAUCAGGGGGCUGGAACAUCUUUCAUAUGAGAAAAGGCUGCGGGAACUGGGGCUGUUUAGUCUGGAGGAGAGACCGAGGGGAGAUCUUAUUAACAUUUACAAAUAUCUAAAGGGUGGGUGUCAGGAGGUUGGGACAUCCCUCUUUUCUAUAGUAGAUAGUAACAGGACAAGGGGUGAUGGGAUGAAGCUGGAACACAAAAAGUUCCACUUAAACAUAAGAAAAAUCUAUUUCCCUGUUCAGGUGAGGGAGCCCUGGCACAGGCUGCCCAGGGGGCUGUGGAGGCUCCUUCCUUGGAGGGCUUCAAGACCCACCUGGACACGUUCCUGUGUGAUCUGAUCUAGGUGACCCUGCUUCUGCAGGGGGGUUGGACUGGAUGAUCUCUAAAGGUCCCUUCCAACCCCUACCAAUCUAUAAUUCUAUGAUUCUAUGAAUUAACCUCCAGCUCUGGGGGUUGCAUGUGGCAAAGCUGCUUUUGCGCCGCCGCAGCAGCGAUGUAGAAGCAGCACCGUUUGCUGAAGGUACAUGGAUUUACAGCGACUGACGCUGUGAGGGAUCCGGGUUACGGCGGAGCGUUUGCGGAGCCGUUGCUGGUAUCGGCCCCCAGCUCCGCGGCCGUGCUGCCUGGCACAGCUGCCCAGGGCAGGCAGGGCUGAGGGCUCGUGGCGCUGCGGGAGCCUCGGCUGCUGGGGCAGCGGGGGGCUGCUCAGAGCCACAUCCCUCCUCUGUCUUAGAAAUUAAUCUCCAAGUGGCUUUAAAGGAAAAAAACCCACCCCAAGGAUAUCCACUAUAUAAAUUCAAACCCUCUAGUGCAAUUUUGUUAGUGGCUUUCAGUAAAUCAAACUCCACAGCUAAAUUAUUAGAGAAUGGUACAAUUAAGUGUUCAGAUUUUAUUGAUAUAGCACAUAAUUCACAUGUAUCCACAGAGUAACAGUGUAACAUUUAUGUAAAUAAAAAUACCUUUAUUGUAUUGAUUCCUAAAAUAACCAUUUAAUUUCUUUGUUUACAGUCCUGGAAAAACCAUGAACACAAACUCAAUAUGCAAAGAGCUUGCCAAAACAACAGGAAGACUUAGAUUUAGCAGACUUGAAAUAGAUACAUUGGAAAAUAGAGAGGCUCGUGCAAUUAACCAAACUGUUUAAUUCUUGCUCGUGUAGGAGCUGUGGUAGAAAUGUGACAGAGCUGUGCAAGGGACGGUGAGGCUGGAGCUGAGCGUAGGGGCAGAGCGGAGCCAGGGCCUUGGCCCAGCUGCUGUGCAGGUAAAACUGGUAUCAAACCCUUCUCAUCUCAUCCAUGGCACGGCCAAGAGCUGCCCCUCUGUCCCACAGAGCCAAGUGAACUCCGGCCCUUCCUGCCCUGCAGAAGACAGUGAAUUGUAGGACCUCGAAGGUUUGUAGGUAGGAAGGAGAAAGAAUCUGUUGUGAAGGUAAUCUGCCAUUAGAAAAAAACAAGUGUUGAGUUGUUUCUCCUGCGAGCAGGUUUUCCUUUAAAGAGAAACAGUAAGUGCAGGUGAGUUACCCCAUUGCUUUUGUUUAGACGAGGCGUUUGAGAGCGACUCUUUGAGUAUCUUGCAUUGCCUGUGUAAAACCAGAGUCCCUAAAUUAGAGUUAAUGAACUCUUUGAAAUACAGGUAGUGUGGAAAAUGGGCAGUGAUUGCAGUUGCCUUUCAUGUGGGAACUACACCUACUCCAGGCUCUCAGUCCCAGCUGAGAAAAACUGAUCUCUUCAUAAAGUCAGUCAGCUAAAGUGGGUUUAUCCUGUUUCCUGGAAGGCAGGGGAGGCAUUUCAUGUUCUCCAUGAGAGGGCCCGAGCUGCCUCGGCACAGAGGUGUCAGACACACUGGGGCUGAGUGGGUGUAGGUACAGCCGACGGCUGAGGUUCAGUCAGGGACCACGUGUGCCGAGGAGGGUGAUGCCAGCACUGGCCCCUGGGAUGCUGGGGUGGGCUCAUGGGGCAAACCCCAGCGCCCUGUAACGACCAAACUUCUAUUGGUAAUUAGUUGUUCAGUGCCUUACUGUCACGUUCCUCAUGUCACCUGCUCCCUGCAGCAGCCAGUGCCCGCCCUUUGCCUUUUUCUUUCUGGCAUCCUCCUUCAUUUGGUCUUUUUUCCCCCUUUGAAAUAUUCUCCACCCUGCUCCAUUCCUGUGACACCCUCUUGGUCCCAUCCCUGUCCCUUCCCUCCUCAUCCUGCUUCUCUGGUCCCAGAGGGACCUGCAGGUGGGUGCUGGUGGCCGUGUGGGCCUGAAACCUGACCUGACACGUGGGAAAUGUGGCAGGGUUCAGCCCUGGAGUGGCAGCUCCAGGCAGCCCACGGGCUGGGGUCACUUCCCAAUGGCUCCUUCUGCUUGCAAAUGGAAACCUAGAGUAGAAAAAUCAGAUUUUAACAUGUGGACCAUAGAACCACGUCCUGGGGCCUGUGUGUCUGACACCCCUGGUUCAGAACACGUCACCCGUUAACGCACUAACGACAGCGAAGUACUGUAAAGAGGAUUAUUCCCCUUCUGUUUGUGUUUGUGUUUUCCCUGACUUUAGGACAAUUCAGUAGUAUUUGGCUAGUGCAUAACCUCCCUGUGAAUGAUGCCAGUGUCUCUGCUUCAACAUGCAUGAGGUUUCCAGGAACAGGAACCGUUUCCAGUAAGUGUCAUGAGCCGAGCAGGCGGCAGCGUUCCAGGGCUCUGAUCCCAACUGGCCUGUAGGUUUUAGGGCUUGUUCCGUUUCAUUCUAAGGUUUGGGGUUUAUUUUCCAGCACGUCUCAUUGUUAUGCAACAAACUUACACAGAAAAGUCACUUUUAGUGUGGGUCCCACCGUUUUUUUUAACGCAGUACAUCCACCUGUAAAUAGUUUUUGUGUAAAAUUUGACAGAAAAGUAUAUUUACUACACUGUAAAUACAUGUGACAAUAUAUUGUAUUAUUUUGCUUUUUUUGUAAAGCAGUUAGUUGCUGUAUAUGUAUAACAUACAGAUUUGAUUAUUCUAGUGUUAGUAACUGUUAACUCCUCCUCCUCCUUCCUGCUGUUGCGUUAUGUCAUUUACAACCAACGGAUGCUGUGUACUAUAAAGUCCCUGUGUACGAUACCUUACCGGCCCCAUUUGAGCCUCAGCUUGGAACACGUUUCCUGGCCCCAUGAUCCUGUUGAUGCUGCGGCGGCCGGCGGAGCCCUGCUGCCUCCAGCACCGCCGGGGACUGGAGGUAAAAGUGGUGGAAACGUGGUUUCACAUAACUCCUGUUCACCCCAUCUCCUCUCAUGUAUGUACUUCCCUCUUUUUUUUUUUGUUUUGGAAGUAAAAUGUAAAUUGAACCUGC